Molecule: messenger RNA, 748 nt
Organism: Westerdykella ornata
Lineage: Eukaryota; Fungi; Ascomycota; Dothideomycetes; Pleosporales; Sporormiaceae
Exons: 2
Coding region: 192-614 (140 amino acids)
Source: RefSeq, a predicted model, not a curated record
AGGGAGUAGGCCACAUUGGAGUUGAGCUACUAAGCUCUACUAGACGAACAGGAAUGGGUAGCCAAAGCCUAUCUAUCGAGGACAUGACAGCUUAUGCUGUGGGGAAACUAGAAGGAGGAUGAUCAUCGAAACAAGUCGAAGCUCGGAUACGGAGGAAGGAUCGACCAGCAGAACAAUCAGAUCCUUCUACGAUGAUGAUGGAAAUGAUGAAGCAGAUAAUGAGCAGAAUGGAAGCGUUAGAGGGUCGAAAGGCUGCUACUAUGACACCACCUAGCCAGGAGCCAACAGCUCCCCAAAUCCCACCAACCACGUACAUAGAACGAUGCGCCAAGUUUCCUGACCCUGAGAAAUUUGAUAGUGACCGAGCCCAGUAUCCUACCUUUCGAUAUCAAGCAAGAGCUAAGCUUGAAGCUGACUACAGGGAUAUCUCUGAAAAGGCUCAGGUUGAUUAUAUCUUCCAGAGGUAUACGGGAGAUGUAGCAAGAGUCUUACUACCAUGGAUACUCAAUCAGGCUGCCCUAACCCUUCAAGGCCUAUGGGCUUUUAUAGAUCUCCAAUUUGACGAUCCACACCUCAAAAGCAAGGCCAUAGAUCAACUCCACGGGAUCCGCUAGGGCAGACGAUCUGUACGAGAAUAUCUGAUGGAAUUCAACCGACUAGUCCAAUUGACUGGAGAGACCUUUGGCGACACGAACAAAAAGAACCUCUUCAUAUGAGGGCUGAGUAUCGAACUCCAAAAGAGCACUAU